Molecule: messenger RNA, 1053 nt
Organism: Drosophila teissieri
Lineage: Eukaryota; Metazoa; Arthropoda; Insecta; Diptera; Drosophilidae
Product: glycine-rich protein 1-like
Exons: 3
Coding region: 1-1053 (350 amino acids)
Source: RefSeq, a predicted model, not a curated record
AUGGCAGCACGCGCAACAAGAAAUAACCGGAAGCUUCUGGCGUCACCCCUGGUGUCGUGGGGAUCCCCGGUUCAGGGGGAUCCGGAGGAGGUGCCCGACAUGGAUCUGUCGGUGGAGGAGACGGUGGCCGAGGGGCCAACCCCGUACGAGUCCCUCUCGUCGGAGAGACGAAGGAGGCCGGAUCGCGAGGGCCAGGAUGGCGUACCGCAGCGUGCGGCGGGCGACACAGGGCCAGGGGCGAAUCCGCCUGGGAGACGCGAUGCCGUCGCGGGACCUGGAGGAGUUGCGCGAGUUCGCGGACGCGCGGAACGCCACGCUGCGACGGUUCGAGCGGAUGGUGGUGGAGCGGAAGGCAGCCGCCGCCAAGGCCGCGUGGCAGGAACGCCUAGCAGGGUGGCUGGAGGAGGAGGAGGCGCUGUGGGCACCACACCCACCGCCGCCGUUGCCGCAGCCGCCAUUGCUGCAGCCACCGACACCACCGCCGUCGUCGCAGCCGAACCCACCACCGACGCCGCAGCAACAGGAGCAGCCGCAGCCGACGCCGCAGUCGCCGGUGCCACAACAACAACAGUUGCCGCAGCCACAGACGCCGGUGCCGUAGCCACAGCCGCCGUUGCCGUCGCCGCCGCCGGCGCAGCCGCAGCCACCACCACCACAACGCACGCCGACACCGCCGCCAGCACCGCCGACGCCGCCGCCAUCGCGCACACCGACAACAGUCCUGGGACGUGGACAGGCGCACGUCGCGCAGACGCUGCGCUCGACCGGCAUGGGCGGCCGCCGGUGGCACCAGCAGACGGUGACGUGGAGGUGGUCCGCCCCAGCGGAGGACACGCCGGAGGCCCGCGGGAAGAGGUGGUCGCGGUCGGUUGGAGGCCAGUCGAGCAGCGAGCGCGCGACCUGCGAGUACGCGUCCGGACGGAGGACGAAAGCCCGGCGGAGAACUCAGAGAAGGGUCCGUGGGUGUGGCCCGCACCGCCACCACCAAAACUUGCGUGGCAAGAAUCGUGCCCCGAGGCUCGACAGCCUCCGCAGGAAGAAGUCGCUGAAUGA